Messenger RNA from Perognathus longimembris pacificus (Pacific pocket mouse), 2892 nucleotides. It is a transcript of the gene Ramp3, whose product is annotated as receptor activity modifying protein 3. The transcript has 3 exons. The coding region runs from base 49 to 492 and encodes 147 amino acids. Gene Ontology annotation, cellular component: signaling receptor complex; cell surface; membrane. Gene Ontology annotation, biological process: cellular response to hormone stimulus; receptor internalization; calcium ion transport. Gene Ontology annotation, molecular function: coreceptor activity. The record is from RefSeq and is a predicted model, not a curated record. Lineage: Eukaryota; Metazoa; Chordata; Mammalia; Rodentia; Heteromyidae.
CCUCUGCAGCGCUGCGGGUGCCGACAGCCCUGCACCUCCAAGCUGGUCAUGGAGACGCGACCGCGGCUGCCUCACCUUUUGCCGCUGCUGCUGCUGCUCUGCGGUGGGUGUGCCCGAGUGUGUGGCUGCAAUGAGACCCGAAUGUUGGAGAGGCUGCCCAUGUGUGGGAAGGCCUUUGCUGACAUGAUGCAUAAGGUGGACGUCUGGAAGUGGUGUAACCUGUCUGAGUUCAUCGUGUACUAUGAGAGCUUCACCAAUUGCACUGAAGUAGAGACCAACAUCGUGGGUUGCUACUGGCCCAACCCACUGGCCCAAGGCUUCAUUACCGGGAUCCACCGGCAGUUCUUUGCCAAUUGCACUGUGGACAGGCCGCACUGGGAGGACCCUCCGGAUGAGGUGCUCAUCCCACUGAUAGCAGUGCCUGUCCUGCUGACAGUGGCUAUGGCUGGUCUGGUGGUGUGGCGCAGCAAGCGCACUGACCAGCUGCUGUGAGGGCUGUCGGGUGGAAGCCAGUCUUGGCAGGCUGGAAGGAUGCUUCCUGGCACUGUGAGCACUGGUGGAUCCACCACUGUCUGGCCUGCUUCAGGCAUAUUCCAUCUGGUCAUGGCACACUCUCCCUGUCCUGUGUGAUGUGACUCCUGUCCCCUGGCUGGGACUCUGCAUUCCCAAGCUUUUUGUUCUCCCUUGGGCUAGUGGAGAAAUGAGCAAAGUUGUAGCUUUGGAAACCCUCUGCUACUGAGCCCAUCAUUCCCCUAGCGGGGCCUCCUGUUCUCUAGCCAUUUCUUUGUCCUGCCCAGGCUUUGACCUCUCUCCAGCUCUAACUCUGACUCCAUCUCCUGCCCAAUGCCCUCCAUUGCCACACCUGGGUGGAGAAGGCAAGUGAGGUCAUUUAGCAGGUGUUAUAUACAGUGGACCCUAAGCCUUUUGGUGGGAAGACCAGAUAUAUUCAUUGUGGGAAAAUUUGGGGUAGACUCGGGGACCACAGGAGUUACAUGUGACUUAGAGACUUGUCUCUCUGCUUUGUCAGGUUCUGCAGCUGAUAGGGGCUGGAGGGUAUGUAGGAAGGCAAGCCAGCCCCUUGCAGGGACAGGCUCUGCAGGGAGCAUGGGGACCUUCAUCCUCAGGGAGUUCCCUGGGGACCAGGAAUCUGUUGAUAAGUGAUUUGUCUGCCAUAGUCUUUCCUUUCUCUGAGUAAGGACUCUCCCUGCAGUCUAUUUGCUUCAUUUCCAGGAAUCUCAAGAGUUAGUUGCAGACUGUCAGGACUGCUGAGUCUCCUAGAACCAUUUGACAGACCCAGAACCUCUGAAGCCCCCAAGCCCAAGAUGUCACGGCCCAGGGGUUCAGAGCUGCAGUAUAGGGGACUAGGGCCACACAGAAGAGAGGCUUGCCAUCCACUUGCAGGCCUUUUGCUUUCCUGUUUCCUCUCCAUCCUGCUCUGGGUUUGGCAGGGCCCUGGCUGUGGGGAUGUUGGUCCUGAGCAGCUGAACAGCUGGUUGUAGUGCAUCAUCUCUGGGUCUUGUCUGUGCUCCAGCUUCAAGGACCUGUGAGGAUGCUAACUCCAGCAUCUUCGGCCUGAGGGGAUGGUUGGAAGACCCUGAUGCUCUUAUACUUGGGGAGCUCUUAGCCACCACAGCCAGGCAAGAGGCCCUGGCCUUGGGGAUCUCCUGGUGGAUGCCAUGGACUGAAGGUUUGGGUGGCCAGCCGGGCCUGUGCCCUGGGAGUAGUGUGGAGCAGAAUCCAAGGCUACCCCACAAUUCUCAAAGAAGGCCAGGUCUUGGAUGGUCAUGAUCUGAGUGUGGACCAGCUGUGUCACUCCUGGCAUCUCCUGACACUAGAGCCUUAGCCAGUCACCUCUGAGAUAGACAAUGAGAUGGCCUUGUGGGGCUCUGAGAAGUCAGAAGCCUUCAGGAUCAUACUGGUUCACAUAGAGCCAAACACUGGAGUUGGUAGCCUGUCCUGGUGUGUGUGUGUGUUGUGUGUGUGUGCACGUGUGUGUGCACAUGCACGUGCAGUUGGUGUGGACACAGCUGAUCCCUUUGGUUUGCCUCUCCUCAUUGCAGCAUCCCUGGAAUACAGCUUGGGCAGGCUUUUCUUCCGGGUGGCGGUGAGUGGGGGGAGCAGUGGUCACCUUCUGGGUUCUCAGAGCUCCUGACAGCUUCCUUGGGGAGGAUGAGCCUAGACUCACUUUCCCCAAACUCCCAGACUCUGCCUUUUGAUCUGCCUUCUCCUCCUCCCUGCCAGCAGCAAAACUCACCGAGACAGAAGUCAGAGUCCCUGCCCAGGCUCAGAGUGGCCUCCAGUGGGCGCCUGCUGAGGACAGGGUACUGGGAUGAGGUGGUAAGCAGGAGUGCCAUCUUCAGGCAGAGAGGCCAGAAGGUAGAGGGUCUUUGGGACAGUGGUGUCCUGGGGCAGGUCUGGGGCUGCUGCGACAUGCAGGCUAGACAUGAGGUGUGUGGACAGGGGCCAUUCCAGUCUUGUCUUUUCCCCCUGGCUUUGUAGUCUGGGAGUUUUCUUGUCUAAAAAAUCUCUGACAUGUCGUUGUGGUGGUCCUGUGUUUUCCAUUACUUCUUAUAGCCAGUGUGCCUGGCUGCACCAAGAGCUGUGGAGAACACAGACACAUGAGGUCCAGCCUCACUCCGGACUCCCUUCCUGUGUUGGGAGCUGGAUACGCUGGCCCUGUGUGUAGCAAGCAGUACACAGUGAGGGGGCAGGGGUGGGGUCUCGCCAGAGGACUUCAGGAAGCUUCAAAGAGGAAGGUUUGGAGGGAAAUUUUAAAGUGGUGUCUCUAAGGGUGAGUAGGAGGAGUCCAGUGCACAAGGCCACAGUGAGCAAAAGCUUAGAGACAAUGGUGACGUGUGGUGUGGGUGGAGUUUGGGCAGUGUGGGCAGGAGU